CAGUCUCCUCCACGCUGUGAGUGCGCAGCGUCUGCACAGAUCGCUCCAAACUGGAACUUAAACUCACUUUGCAUGAACCUGCACAACUUUUCUGCUGUUUUCUCGGCUGUGAACGACCCUCGGUGUUCCGCUGUGGCUGUUUUUAAUCAGAUAUUACGACCCGAAAACCGUCGGGACAAGUGAAGAUAGAAGCAGCGGGAGUGGUCUGGAAACUUUUGCCAUCAUGAGCAAGCAGACGGUCAACCUUGAUACCUACAGCCUGUCGUUGCUCACGGCCAAAGAGGACAUCCUCAACCCCCGUUCCUCCGCCAACUGGGCAAUAUUCACAUAUGAUGGAGUCACCAACAAGCUCAAGCUGGCUGACUCAGGAGCGGGUGGUGUGGCAGAACUGUCCGGCAAAUUUCACAUCUCCAAGCCUCAAUACGGACUGUGCAAAGUGGGAAGUGUGGAGACAGGAGGCCCCCGGAUUGCUAUGAUCAACUGGGUCGGUCAAAAUGUGGAUGACUUCCGAAGGACAGAAUGUGCCAGCCACAUUCCAGCCAUCAAAAACUUUUUCAAGGAAGCUCAUGUGUUCAUUAGCGCAGAGAAAGUGGAGGAUGUGACAGAGGAGAAUAUACAAGCUGAGCUCAACAAGGUCCAGGCCAAUGCUCCCACCCAGUGGGCGAGAAGGAGCUCCAGGUCCGCUGACAAAGAGGACUUAGUGGGUACCAACUACAGAAAAACUAAUGCUGCCAUGGAGAUGAGACGUAUAAACAGAGACUCCUUCUGGGCCCGUGCAGAGCGUGAAGAGGAAGAGAGGAAAGACGAUGAUAAGAGACGAGCAGCAGAGGAGAGACGCCGCAUUGAAAGAGAAAGAGUUUUAAAAGAGAGGAGGGAUGCAGAAGAGAGAGACAAGAGGAUGAAUGAGAAGCUACAGAUGAUUGAGGAGCAAAGGAGAAAACGGGCAGAGCAAGAAGAAGAGCUAGGCAAAAAGGAGAAAUUAAAAUGGGAGCAUCAGCAGAGGGAGCAUUUCGAUGACAUGAGGGCUCGUCUGAGAAGGAGUGAGUCCAUAGAAAAAGCAGCAGAGGCAGCAGAAUUAGUGUCCCAGCGCUCCAUGAACCCCAGGGAGUUCUUCAGGCAGCUCUCAUCAUCAUCAUCACAGAGUCCCACCAGCCCUGGAUCCUCCCGCUCUGGCAAACCCUUCAGACGAUACCAGCGCAGCCUGACAGACACAGCCUUCAUCUUCACUAAAGCAGAGGACAGCACGUCUUCCUCCCCUUACAGCUCACCCCUGGUCUCCCCAUUCUCUCGGGCUGCUACCUCCCCCAUCUAUCGUGCCACCUCUCCCCCUACAAGCCCUAAUUUCCGCCCUGCCACUUCACUAAGGCCCAGAGCCCCCAUGUCACCGCCUACAUCACCCCUUCGCCCGGCCCCUCCGGUCUCGGCCCUGCCCAGCGUUCCACAAAGUAAAAACCAAAUUCAGGCUGUUGUUGAGCCCAGACCUCCGUCACCCACAGAACCCUCUGCACCUCCUGCUUCCCCUGAUCUCUUGGCUUCAUUGUCCUCCUGUUUAAACAAACCCUCCCACUCCCAUGCAGACGCCCUCCCUUCCUCCCCCCCAAACACCCCAAACCAGCCCGAGGACUCAGCUUUCUGCUUCGAGCCUGCUCCUGUUCCCGAGAGAAUCACAGACCUCAACACAUCCACUCAUGGGCACACUGAGCUGGUCUCAGAAAUUGCCUACAAAGUACAGGCUGUACUGGUGGAGGAGGACGAGGAAGAGGAAGAGGAGGAUCACGAGGAAGAAAAGGCUGAAACACAACAACAGUCUUGCACUAUCAUCGCAGAACCAGGCGAGACUGAGGAUCAUGAGGAAGAGGUAGAGGAAAAGAAGGAGGAAGAAGAGGAAGAAAAAGAAGUAGAAGAGGACAACAAAGAAGAGAAGGAGGAAUUACAGCUUACAGUGGACCAUCCAGUGGAAAAGCUGCAGGAGGAAGAGGAGGCAAAGGAAGAUGAAGAGGAGAAUGACCAAUCAGAAGACGGCCAGGAUCCCUCUGACAUGGCUGUGCUUUCAAAGAAAGAGGAAGAGUCAACAGCUACAGAUGGCGAACCCAUUUGUGAAGUAAACAACCACGAGACUGUGGUCCUGUCAACCAAUGGGAUCACAAAUGGCGAGGGCACAAAUGGACAAAAUGGAAUAGGGCGGUCUCUGAGUCCCUCUGACACAGAGCUCAGCUCACCAGAGCUGACUGGGAGCUACGAUCUCCAUGGCACUGCAGAGGAGGACGACGUCAUUGAGGAAGAGGACCAGAUCAUCUCUGAAAAUGGACAAGAGGUUUCAGCCGAGCGACAAAUGUGUGUCCGAGCGUUGUAUGACUACCAAGCAGAGGACGAAUCUGAGAUCUCCUUUGAACCCGGUGACAUCAUAAAAGACGUGGAGACGGUGGACAAAGCUUGGUGGAGGGGGUGGAGCAAAGAUGGACGCCAAGGCUUAUUCCCUGCCAACUAUGUAGAGACCAUAUAGGCAGGCAGAGAAACACACACACACACACACACACACACACACACACACACACACACACACACACACACACACACACACAC
Molecule: messenger RNA, 2583 nt
Organism: Trematomus bernacchii (emerald rockcod)
Lineage: Eukaryota; Metazoa; Chordata; Actinopteri; Perciformes; Nototheniidae
Product: drebrin
Exons: 16
Coding region: 224-2503 (759 amino acids)
Biological process (GO): positive regulation of dendritic spine morphogenesis; regulation of actin filament polymerization; neuron projection morphogenesis
Cellular component (GO): postsynaptic membrane; dendrite; lamellipodium
Molecular function (GO): actin filament binding
Source: RefSeq, a predicted model, not a curated record